This is a messenger RNA of Pipistrellus nathusii (Nathusius's pipistrelle), 753 nucleotides long. NCBI's taxonomy places the organism in Eukaryota, Metazoa, Chordata, Mammalia, Chiroptera, Vespertilionidae. The record is from the annotation of a GenBank genome assembly.
AUGGCGGAGACGCUGAAGCGGGUGCUAAGCCCCGGGAGGGCGGCCGGGCCCCGGGAGGAUACGGCCGCGGAGGUUGGGCCACCUUUGCUGCUGCUCGGCGGUCCAGGGUCCGGAAAGACAGCGCUGCUCUUCGCGGCGGCCCUGGAGGCGGCAGGGGAGGGCCGAGGCCCCGUGCUCUUCCUGACGCGGAGGCCUCUGCAAAGCCUGCCCCGCCGGACGCCUGCGGCGCUCGACCCCCUGCGGCUACAGAAGAUCCGUUUCCAGUACCCGCCCUCAACCCAAGACCUUCUUCAGCUCCUGUGCUCUGCCCAUGAGGCCCGGGGACCAGCCCCCUUCCUCCUGCUGCUCGAUGGGCUGGAGGAGUACCUCGCCGAAGACACGGAGCCCCAGGAAGCUGCCCACCUGGCUGCCCUGCUUCUGGACACAGCUGCCCACUUCAGCCACCAGGUUGGGCCUGGCCGAGGCUGUGGGCUCAUUGUGGCCCUGCAGACCCAGGAGGAAGGAGACAGUGGUGAUGCCCUGCAGCUGUCGCUUCUCCAGAGGUACUUCCCUGCCCAGUGCUGGCUGCAGCCAGUUGCACCAGGCUCAGGGCAGCGCUGCUUCAGAGCCUUCCUGGAGCCAGGCGGGCGGGGGCCCAGGGCAGAGUGGAGUGUGGCUUUCCAGCCUGAUGGAGAGAUGACCAUCGCCCCAUGGCCUCCCCAGGCUGGUGACCUCAGCUCAAACGAGGCUUCAGGCUCUGGAGGCCAGCCUUGA